This is a messenger RNA of Penicillium canescens, 423 nucleotides long. RefSeq lists its product as uncharacterized. The record is from RefSeq and is a predicted model, not a curated record. Bases 1 to 423 code for a protein of 140 amino acids. The transcript has a single exon. NCBI's taxonomy places the organism in Eukaryota, Fungi, Ascomycota, Eurotiomycetes, Eurotiales, Aspergillaceae.
AUGGAGACAGCUUUCGGUGUUGUGGGUAUUACUAGCAUGGCGAUACACAGUAUCAACAGUCUGAUCCAGGAUAUCAAUGCUGUCAAAGAUGCACCGAAUGUGAUAGCUGAUCUCAAAGAUGAGCUGAUAGCCAUGGAGGCGGUUCUUGUGGCUUUGGAUAAUGCGCGCAAGAACUCCCAGCUUGAAAACCUCACAGCCGAUGUGCAGGUGGCUUUGCAGUUGGCCAAUACCAACUGCCAAAAGUCCUGCGAAAAGUUUCGACUGAAGCUGAGGCAGUGGACUAAGCACUCUGAAGACGGUCUCCACUGGCGAGAUCGCUUUCGCGUCGGCUUAUUCGCUGAAAGGUCCGUCAAGGCUUUGAGUGCACAGCUUAACUGCAGCAAGUCAACUAUGAACGCAGCGGUUAGCACAGCAGCAUUGUAG